Cajanus cajan (pigeon pea) is the source of this 1484-nucleotide messenger RNA. RefSeq names its product phosphate transporter 3;3 (gene PHT3;3). Gene Ontology annotation, molecular function: phosphate transmembrane transporter activity. The record is from RefSeq and is a predicted model, not a curated record. Gene Ontology annotation, cellular component: mitochondrial inner membrane. Lineage: Eukaryota; Viridiplantae; Streptophyta; Magnoliopsida; Fabales; Fabaceae. Gene Ontology annotation, biological process: mitochondrial phosphate ion transmembrane transport.
UUGGGUUUUGCGUUUCUUUAGAAUCAGAUUCAAACAACUGCGUGUCACUCUGACAACCUUAAAUUUUGUUUCCUUCUCAGCCGGAAACUUAUGAAGGAGCAAAAUGACUGCCCUUUUUCUUCUUCAUUGAUUGGUAAAUAAAAAACACGUGAGUGUGGAAGAAUACAUGGAGUUGGGGUGUGGGUUUUACACUAAAGCUAUCAACUUUCGUCGUUUAGAGGGGCUUUGAGAGCGUGUCAUAGUCAUGGAUAGAAGAAUCUGCGAAGAAUUAACGCCUAGGUAUUAUGCCCUUUGUGCCAUUGGAGGAAUGCUCAGUGCUGGCACCACCCACCUUGCCAUCACUCCUCUUGAUGUCUUGAAAGUCAACAUGCAGGUGCACCCAAUUAAGUAUUACAGUAUUUCCUCAUGCUUUACUACCUUAUUGAGGGAACAAGGGCCUUCUGUCCUUUGGAAAGGUUGGACUGGCAAGUUUUUUGGCUAUGGCGCUCAAGGAGGAUGCAGAUUUGGCCUCUAUGAGUAUUUUAAAGGGGUUUAUUCCAACGUAUUGGUAGACCAGCACAAGAGUCUUGUUUUCUUUCUUAGUAGUGCUUCUGCUGAAGUGUUUGCCAAUGUAGCUCUGUGUCCAUUUGAAGCUGUUAAAGUGAGGGUUCAAGCACAACCCUGUUUUGCUAAGGGCUUGUUUGAUGGCUUUCCAAAGUUAUAUGCAUCAGAAGGCACACGAGGAUUCUACCGUGGACUAAUUCCACUUUUGGGUCGAAACAUUCCAUUUUCCAUGGUUAUGUUCUCAACCUUCGAGCAUUCUGUUGAUUUUUUGUAUCAAAACGUGGUCAAAAGAAAAAAGGAGGACUGUUCAAUUGGUCAACAACUUGGUGUGACAUGUUUAGCUGGAUAUGCAGCGGGAUCUGUUGGUAGCUUUGUUUCUAAUCCCGCUGACAAUAUUGUAUCUUCUCUUUAUAACAGAAAGGCUGAUAGUCUUGCACUGGCUAUCAGACAUAUUGGACUAGCCAAUUUAUUUACCAGGAGCCUUCCUAUUAGAAUGUUGCUGGUUGGUCCUUCUAUAACAUUGCAAUGGUUUUUUUAUGACACCAUCAAAGUUUUAGGUGGAUUGCCAACUAGUGGUGAAGUUACAACUGACAUAAGAAGAGACGCGGCAGGCUAGAUUCAUAAAAAUGGAAAUCACAGUCACAAUUUUGAUUUUUCAGGCUUGUAUGCUUGCAAGUCAUUUUAUACCAUAUAGGAACAAUUUUGUGGUAGCUUUUCUUUUCUGCCACUAUUUACUCUUUUGUCGUUAUGGGCUUUCAUUGAAGCCUUGGGAUUUGCUUUCCAAAAAGAACUAGGGGCCCAUUUAUGUUAUCACGUGUACUAGCAUACUAGUAGUUGCAAAAUAAAAAGAGAAAACAAAAAUUUACUAGCAAUGCUUGUGCUGGCCAUUACCAGUUAACGCCCAUGCCUCGUGGCUUAUGUAUGACCUUCAGUUCUUCUAA